Molecule: messenger RNA, 2179 nt
Organism: Rhopilema esculentum
Lineage: Eukaryota; Metazoa; Cnidaria; Scyphozoa; Rhizostomeae; Rhizostomatidae
Biological process (GO): protein K48-linked deubiquitination
Cellular component (GO): cell periphery; cytosol
Molecular function (GO): cysteine-type carboxypeptidase activity; K48-linked deubiquitinase activity; cysteine-type deubiquitinase activity
Source: RefSeq, a predicted model, not a curated record
AUGUUGACGCCAUAUUAUUUUGUCCCCAUUACAAAUUUGCCUCGAUUUCAUUAUGAGUUUGUGUACUGUUCUGUGGAUAAAACUCUGUUAUGUUGUCAUAAAUGCUGCAAGAGCGGCCAUCGAAAGAAGAAAACCAUAAGAAAUGUAAACUGGAUAGAUGAGAAGAAAAGCUUUAGUAAUUUUCGAUAUCGGUUGUCAUGCAGGGCAAAGAUGGAUGAUAAUGAUGCUGUAAUCAAAGACAAGAUCCAAAAGCUGGAAGAAGAAUUUGAAGGUUCUUCACAAAACCUAGAGACAGAAGUAAGUCAAGGAAACGAUACAUUCACAAGCAAUGAUAAAUUUGAAGGACAGGCACCUGUUACUUCCUCACAUCAAGAACAAAACAGUAUAUCAACAAGUUGCAUUUCAAAGGAUCUAGACACAAAAAUAUCACAAUCUGAUGGCCCUAGCAAAGAAGCCAAUACUGUUCAACAAGAUGACAUGCUGGUUGGCAACCAUACAGAUCUUGGAGAUGCCAAUGAGCAAAUUGUGAAUGAAAAACAAGCACAAGACCAAGAAUCGCGUUUGGGUGGCAAUAAUCAGCAACAUGACUUGACAAAGUUUGAGGCUGAAAAAGAACCUGAGAGUUUGAAUGAUAAUGCAGACCUACCAGUAAAAAAGAAAAUAGGAGAUCCAGUCCCAGAGGUUGAAAGUUCAGAAAUUAGAGAGGAUGCAGGACUACAGCAUUGUUCAAAGUCAUUGCAACCUGACGAAAUGGAGGCAGGUAUGGAAUCAAAAAAGAGUAAGUGUUCUGACCAAGGAGAUAAUGGAACUAGACAAAAUAAUACCCAAAGAUUUGAUCAGUUACAGUCUUUGUACCAUUUGAAAAAAUUCAGAUGGAAAGGGGAGCUGAUACAAAUUGUGACUCAGAAUGAGAAUGGACCAUGUCCACUUUUGGCCAUAGCCAAUGUCCUUGUGUUAUCAAAAAGAAUUAUACUUCCCAUAAUGCAAGAAUGCAUCACAGCAACACAACUGAUGGAAUACAUAGGGGAUUACAUAUUGACAGUUGAGCCAAAGAAUGUUGAUGAAUCAGUUCUUCUAAAUUACCAACAAAACAUGCAUGAUGCAAUUUCUAUCAUGUACAAGUUACAGACUGGAAUUGAUGUGAAUGUCAAGUUUACUGGCCCUCGUGAUUUUGAACUCACUCCUGAAUGCCUAGUGUUUGAUAUCUUGAACAUUGGCUUGUAUCAUGGCUGGUUAGUUGAUCCUCAAGAUUCCCAAAUUGUGCAUGCUGUUGGAAGUCUCAGCUAUAAUCAACUUGUAGAAAAAAUCAUCCGAAGCAAGGAGGAGAAUUCUGAUGAAAAUACAUUGACUGAAGGACUUGCUGUUGAGAAUUUCCUUGACCAAACUGCAAGCCAGUUGACUUACCAUGGAUUGUGUGAGUUAAAUAGUGCAACAAAAGAAGGGGAGCUCUGUGUAUUUUUCAGAAACAACCAUUUCAAUACAUUAUACAAGUUUAAGGAUGAGCUGUUUCUAUUAGUGACUGAUCAAGGAUAUCUUACCGAGUCAAAAAUUAUCUGGGAAACGCUUGCUAAUGUUGAUGGGGAUGGUCAGUUUGUUGAUGAGAAUUUUGUCACUGUUGGUCCAAUGACAUAUCAGCCUGCAAUGGCAGAAAGAAACAAACAAACACCAACUGAUCUAACACAAGAGGACAGAGACUAUUUGAUUGCUCUUUCAUUACAAGAAGAAAAUCAAACAGCACCAGCACCCGAACCAGUCCCUAUCAGUCCAGAGCAACAGGAGGCAAAAGACCUUGCACUAGCUAGACGCUUGCAAGAAGAGGAAAACCAGAUGGCAAGACAACACCAGUUACAGCAGCACCAUCAACAGAAUCAGCAAUUACUACUUCGCCAACAACAACCCCAACUUCCUCAUCAAAAUCAAAGACCUAGAGAAUUACAUGGGAAUGAAGAAGAAAGCAGAGGAGAAAAAUGUUUAUUACUGUGAGAAGACUGGGAGAUACAAAAUAACCUCCAAGAUUUCAGCAGAUUUUCCAAAGCCAGUAGGAGCCAAAAUUCUCAAUGCAACUAAAAUAAUUAAGUUGCUUUAAAUAACUUUGGCAAAGGUAAACUUUUGUUGGAUAAGUGGUUUCAUUUUAACUCUUAUCCAGAAAAAUACACAUCUUAUCUCAAAGGCUACUGUA